Molecule: messenger RNA, 1545 nt
Organism: Apodemus sylvaticus (European woodmouse)
Lineage: Eukaryota; Metazoa; Chordata; Mammalia; Rodentia; Muridae
Gene: Becn2
Product: beclin 2
Exons: 2
Coding region: 1-1302 (433 amino acids)
Biological process (GO): late endosome to vacuole transport; cellular response to nitrogen starvation; autophagosome assembly
Cellular component (GO): phagophore assembly site; phosphatidylinositol 3-kinase complex, class III, type II; phosphatidylinositol 3-kinase complex, class III, type I
Source: RefSeq, a predicted model, not a curated record
AUGUCUCCCGCCCUCUUCCUGUGCCAGCGUUGCAAUGAGCCCCUGAAACUCUUACAGCCGCAGGGCAGGGCCUUGGAAUUCCAGCACCAUGCCAAUGCCCCCCCAGAGAUGCCGGUUCCUGGGGCAUGCCAGGUCAGGACCUCUGGCAGAUGCGACUCUGACUGUGGCAGGACGUCCCAGGGAAGUGCCUGUUGCACUUUUACACUGCUUGGUGGGUCUUCCUCCAUGAGAACUUUGAACUCUAUCCAAAACACUGUGGUGGAGACCUUCGAAAUCCUCUCCGGUGAAAAGGUGGUGGACCACCCGCUGUGUGUGGACUGUACCGACAAUCUUCUGCUGCAGCUAGACAACCAGCUCACUCUCGUUGCAUCUGACAACCAGAAGUACCAAAGUUUCCUGGAGAGAGAGUCGCUGGUGAGUGAGGCAGAGGGGGAGGCGCUACACGCGGAGCUCUGUGCUGAGCUGUCCUGUCUGGAGCAGGAGGAAGCAAGGCUGACUCAGGAGCUAGAGGAACUAGAAGGCCAUCAGGCAAGGGUGGCCGCCGAACUCAGAGCAGCCCAGGCCGAGAGCGAGGAGCUAGAUCAACAGCAUGGACAGCACACGGCUGACUAUUCCGUUUUGAAGCUGGAACAGCUGGAGCUGAUGGACCAGCUGAGCAGUGUGGGGAACCAGAUAGAGUAUGCCCUGAGUCAGCUGAACCGCCUAAGAGGGACCAAUAUCUUCAACGCCACAUUUACCAUUUCAGAUGAGGGUCCCUUGGGCGUUAUCAACAAUUUCCGGCUGGGCUGCCUCCCCGAGGUCCGGGUGGGAUGGGCUGAGAUCAGUGCCGCCUGGGGACAGACAGUCUUAUUGCUCUUCAGCUUGUCCAAGCUAGCUGGACUGCGGUUCCAGAGGUAUCAACUGGUUCCCUUUGGGAACCAUUCCUAUCUCAAGUCCUUGACUGGUGAUGGUGUGCUGCCGUUGUUCUCCGAUGGGAGCCACAGCGUCUCCUUGAAUAACAAGUUUGACUGUGGGAUGAAGGCCUUCCUGGACUGUCUGCAGCAGUUCGUGGAGGAGAUUGAGAAGGAUGAGAGGUGCCCUUGUCUGCCCUAUAGGAUCCAUGUGAGGGAAGGGAUGAUGGAGGAUGCCUGGGACACCGGGGAGUUGUGCUCCGUCAGGACCCACCUGAACACGGAGCAGGAGUGGACGAAGGCUCUCAAGUUCAUACUCACCGACCUGAAGUUGAUCCUGGCUUGGGCUUCCUUAAGGCUUUCCAGAGUUGGUCUUAAAAACCCUGAUACCACCGCUGCCCUAGGUCCCUGAGUGCUGGGAUUGUACAAACCAACCAAGAAUGAGCACCGAUUACGUGUAUUUGCUCAAGGUGGCCCAGAUGUCACUGCUGGAGGGGGGUGACAAAUGAAGACAUGAUACUCCUGCUUUAAACAAUGAUAAAGUGAAGAAUUUGCCGGGAGUCAUGAGGACAACAGCUGAGGCCUGAAUUUCCUGAAGAAUUCUCUGGUGGCUCUGCUGUGCAGUGGACCUCGGGAGGACAGCAGCUGUCAUGGG